AUGCCCAACUUUCUCGACGAUUUGCUCAAUCCUGCCCCGGCUUCGGGCGCAGUGACGCCUCAUCUUGAAGACGGCGCGACCGACGACAUGGCAGAGGCCAUAUUUGCGCCGGAGUUCGAAGGCAGCGAACAACUUCCCGCGCCCGAUGAGGUGACAAAUGGAACUGCCAAUGGCACUGUUGACGAUGAAUCGCAGUAUCCUGUCGAAGGUCUCGAAGCGCAGCCCAUUGAUGGCCACGACGCAAUGGACAUUGACAGCCAGCAACAAGGCCAAACACCUGCCAAAUCGACGUCUCCGCAGGCAGAGAAGAAACCGAAAUCUCGAAAGAGGUAUGAUCCGGACAACGAUCCAAGAUCAACCGUGCAUUCGUCCAAAAAUGAGGGACAGCAUACCGAUAAGCGGUAUCUAUGCUACGUCUGCCACAAGUUAUUUACAAGACGUCGAUCCGUCAGAGAUCACAUGUCCAAGAUUCACGGGUCGAAAGCCUUCGAACCCACGAAGAGUCUGGAAAUCACAGUUGAUCCUGUCACUGCUCCCGAAAAACCAGCGAAACCUGCCAAACCUACUAAGAAAGCCACUGAGGAUGACGGAGACACCAGGCCCGUAGACGAUGGCGCCGAACCAGAAGAGAGUGCUGCACCAGACACGGAGAUGGACCUAGGCGACUUUCCGCAGGCACAAAGGAACACGUCCUGCGAGCCUGCCAAGAAGGAGACAAAGGGAGGUAAGACAGCGACUGCGGCUAUUAAAGCAGAAACUAUGCAGUCACCUCAACCUGUUGCAAGCAUUCCUCCGGCGACAACGGGGAAGAAGCGUCCAGCUCCAGAACCUACAAAGCCCCUGCCUGCAGCAAUGACGAAGAAGGGAACAGCGAAACCUAAGACAGGCGGUCAUGUUGCGAAGAAGCCUCGGCUGGCGGAAGUUGAUUCGACAUCUGACAGAAGCACGCCUUUACGAUCUCCAAGCGCUACGCCUAUGGCUGGAAGCCGACUGACUUCUUCGAAGCUCAAGAAGCAGCUCACUUCUUCUUCAUCUCCCGCAUCCUCACGAGUGGCUUCUGUCGAGCCCGAAUCACCUGCACCAUCUGCUGCAGAGACGCCUGGCAGCUCCAAUGACGAUGGAGAAGUAUUUUGUAUAUGUCGAAAGGGGGACAAUCACACCUGGAUGAUUGCAUGCGACGGUGUAUGCAAUGAAUGGUACCAUGGAAAAUGCGUCAACAUCAGAGAACGCGAUGGCGACCUAAUCGACAAGUACAUUUGUCCGGCAUGCACAAGGCCCGACUUUCUGACUACGUGGAAACGAAUGUGCCGGAGACAAGAUUGCCGUAAGCCUGCGAAAGUCUUCCAGGACCCGCCGAGCAAGUAUUGCAGCAAGGAGUGUGGGAGGAUGUUCUUCGUUGAGCUCCUUCGACGAGGUGAUCCAUACAUUGAGACCAUUAAGCAUGAUCAAUAUGUUGUUGAUUCUGCUAAGCCGAAGAAGCUGCGGAAAAGAAGAAAGCCCGAGAAAGCCGACAAACGACCAUUGCGAGCCACUGAUGCAAUGGAAGAAUCUGACAGCCGCCUAGCCACACCGGCCUACAGCGAAGAUGAGAAGAGCGAAUAUGAGACUGAUUCCAGUGCUGAUGAGGACGAUCUUGUCAACCGCGGUUUCAGCCUACGAGCCGCUGAGGUGCGAGCAGUGGCUGGUACGUGCAAGUCAGUGGAGGAAUGGCACAAUCUGGGCCGAAAGCCGGCGACGCCACCACCCGACGAAGCAACGGAGAAGGUCAACAUGUUGUUUGAUGAUUUCGAGCGACACAAACUUGGUGAGAUCGAGUUACAAAAGGCGGAAAAUGCUCGUCGGCUUGGCAUACUUGAAGCUCGAGAGAAGCUGCUGGAGGCUAUAAAGGUGCGUAGCACGGGCAUCACGGACGAGGUCAAGAAGACAAAUCCCAAGUGGAAAGAGAUUUGCGGGUUCGAUCCGCGGCUGGCGUGGAGUGAAGAUAUGUUUGUUGAGUGGUACGAGAAGAAAGGAGGCAAGGAGAUUCUCAGCGCAGAAAACCCACGAAUUGGACUGCCCGAGGUUACGCGGAAGCCAGCCAACGGUAAUGUUCAAGUCAACGGCGCCCAGGAUGAUAGCGACGCGGAAUCAGAUGAUGGCAAAGCUACUAAGAAAGGCGGAGUGUGCAUUCGGAAUCGCUGUACACGACAUCGCACCUGGGCGAAGUCUGCGCUGGCAGAGAUCAGGUUCGAGCAGGAUUUUGUUAAGCGCAGUGUCAGACAGACCGAAGAGCUGCAGAAGGGGCUUCACGAACGCGGUGUGCUUCGAGCGCUCGAGAUGCAGUGA
Messenger RNA from Cyphellophora attinorum, 2325 nucleotides. RefSeq names its product Set1 complex component spp1. Gene Ontology annotation, cellular component: Set1C/COMPASS complex. Bases 1 to 2325 code for a protein of 774 amino acids. The record is from RefSeq and is a predicted model, not a curated record. The transcript has 3 exons. NCBI's taxonomy places the organism in Eukaryota, Fungi, Ascomycota, Eurotiomycetes, Chaetothyriales, Cyphellophoraceae.